CACCUACAACAUACACUUCAUACUGUGUCUGCCCCGAAAGCACCACAUCACACGACACCGAGGUAGUUUGCAAACGCUUGAAGACAUAUUCAUUUGAGACCGGGAUGGUGAAGGUGAACUCACGAUAAUGUUGACAACAGUGGCAGCCUUCAUCUUCGCCUUCAUCGGCGUUGUCCUCGCAGAGCGACCCAAUAUCGUAUUCAUCGUCGCGGAUGAUCUAGGCUGGAACGAUGUUGGCUUCCGGAACGGUGACAUGCUGACACCUAAUAUAGACAAAAUGGCGCGAGACGGCGUGAUACUGGACAGGAACUACGUGCAGCCACUAUGUAGUCCAUCCCGGAGUGCCUUUAUGUCUGCAGUUUAUCCCUUCAAAUCUGGUCUCCAGCAUCAAGUCAUUGGCGCCGCACAGGCUGUUUGUUUCCCCCUAAACUACACCCUUCUUCCACAAGAGCUGAAGAAACUCGGCUACGCCACUCAUAUCGUUGGCAAAUGGCAUCUUGGUUUCUGUGACUGGGACUGCACUCCGACCUAUAGAGGCUUCGAUACUUUCUUCGGAUAUUAUGAUGCAAAAGAGGACUAUUACUGGCAUAAUACUUCCGGGUUUUUAGACUUCAGGAACAAUAAAGAAGCAGAAUGGGACUACCAAGGAAAUUACUCUGCGUGGGUUUUCACAGAGAAGAUCCUGGAUGUCAUCAGUGCCCACGACAAGGACCAGCCACUGUUCCUGUACCUGCCAUUCCAGAACGUUCACGCCCCUACAGAGGUACCCAAGAUAUAUGAAGAUAGGUUCCCACAUGUUGUGAACGCCGGAAGGCGUGUAUUCAGUGGGAUGGUGAACGCCCUGGAUGAAGCUAUAGGGAACGUGACCGACGCCUUGAAGGAGAAGGGACUGUACGACAACACGUUGUUCCUGCUGACAGCUGAUAACGGAGGUGAGAUAUUCAGCUACGGCAACAACUGGCCCCUGAGAGGAGGCAAACACUCUCUGUGGGAGGGGGGUACGAGGGUGACGGCGUUCAUGGCAGGGGCGGGACUCCAGAAGACAGGCUACACGUAUGAUGGGAUGAUCCACGCUGUAGACUGGCUGCCCACUUUGGUUUCCGCCGCCGGGGGAACGCCGGUGACCGACAGAGAUGGAAUAGAUCAGUGGGACUCUAUCAGGAAUGGCCUUCCAUCAAAGAGAACCGAGUUCAUCUACAAUCUGGACUAUCUUGUCAUUCCGCUGGAAGGUCAGGCUGGCAUUAGGAUGGACAAUUACAAAUUGUUGCUUGGUUACCCUGGACAGCAAGAUGGCUGGCAUCGUCCCAUGAACAACACAAAUGAUGAUAUCUACGAACAGAUAGUAUAUGACCUUGACCCUGACAAAGUACAGUUAUUUGAUGUAAUAGCGGACCCCACAGAAAGACAUGACCUGUCUGCCCAACUACCAGACGUUGCUGCUAAGCUCAAGUCUCGUCUACUAGAGUACCGGAAACAGAUGGUCCCUGCCAACUCCCCCAAAGCUGACCCAAAGAGUGACCCCAGGAAGUUUGGCAACGUUUGGACACCUGGCUGGUGCAAGCAAUGACUUGUGUUUUAUAACGGUCGUACAAGAGUUCGUCAUUCUGAACAUGAGAGAUGUUUGACGUAUAAAAUAAUUCCGUAUGGUCCUGUUAAAAGUUAUUUUCAGUUUACUUUCAUUUUCGAAAUAACUAAUCUCUCAUUACAUGCAGUUCAAGCAAUGUAUAACAACUCUGACUUCAGUUAUCUUUCCUGGAUAUUAUAUAUCGGCUUCUGGCUUAGUUACCUGGCUCACGCCGAGCCACAGUGCAAUCGCAAAUAAAAAUGACAAAUAUA
This is a messenger RNA of Haliotis rubra (blacklip abalone), 1836 nucleotides long. Its product is annotated as arylsulfatase B-like. The coding region runs from base 128 to 1567 and encodes 479 amino acids. The transcript has 14 exons. NCBI's taxonomy places the organism in Eukaryota, Metazoa, Mollusca, Gastropoda, Lepetellida, Haliotidae. The record is from RefSeq and is a predicted model, not a curated record.